This is a messenger RNA of Phyllotreta striolata, 405 nucleotides long. The record is from the annotation of a GenBank genome assembly. NCBI's taxonomy places the organism in Eukaryota, Metazoa, Arthropoda, Insecta, Coleoptera, Chrysomelidae.
AUGAGAGGUGAAAACCUUGAACCCGGGCAGAGGGCUUUCGGUUCCCAAGAAGUCACAUCCCAGCAACAAGUGGACAACGAUGUCGGUGACUUGACUUCUUCGCGGACGAUGUGGGCAGUGUGGGCCUUGUGGGCAGGCCUUUGGGCAGCGGCUGCGGCCACUCCGCAACCGCUUCACCUCGAAAGAGACUCUAUGAGGCGGCAAGUACCACUUCCUGUUACCGUAUGGCAAAAGAGGCACCAGGCGGCUGCUGUACAAGCUGCGGCUGUCGCGCCCGACGAGCUGAGGGAUUUCCAACACCAUUUGGACGCGGUUAAUUCGCAAAUGAUGCUGAGGUCACCCAGGGGGGAACGACAGUAUGAUGUACCACAAAUUGUUGAGAUAUCGAUGAAUAUACAUAGCUAG